GAGAAAAAGAGAGAGAGAGAAGCCAGCCGCAACCCCCCACCCCACCUCUCGGAUCUACUCCUAGCGGCGGAGAUCUGGGGUUAGAGGGUGGGGGCGGGGGAGGACACCGCGCGUCCCUACCGCCAGCCAGUUCCCCCGCGGAGGGAUAUUACCGUAAUGUGCGGGUGCGCAGCGAAAUAUCGAGAGUUAAGAAGAGGCGGCGCCGCGGACCGAAGGAUUCAGAACAGGCGAGCGCUGCCGGGAAGAGGUUGAGUUGCUGCUUCUGCUGCUUCGGAUCUGCGCGCCUCCCUUGCGGCGCUGGAUUGACUUCGGAGCCGCGCGGGCUCCAGCCGAGUGGAUUUUCGUCUCGCGUGGGAUCCUUUUUUCCCCCCACCCCCCAAAAACCAACAACAAUUCGUGGCUCCUGGACCAAGCAACAGAGAUCAUUGUUUUUCCUUCUAUAUUUAUAAUAAAUAUAUACAUAUAUAGGGUUUUUUUGUUCCUUUUCUCCUCCUCCGUUUUCGUCUGGGAUUCUCUGCUCGUCUCCGGGAACCAAUAUAUUUUUGGAGAGGGUGUUUUCUUCCAUCAGAGAGGGGGGGAAAAGAGAUCUGCAAGAUCCCCCACCACCCUCGACAGCUGCUUACAAGUCGCGAUCUCCGUCUCGGGAGAGCCUCCCUCGCUGGCCUUUCUCAACUGCGCUCAUCAGCUGUUUUUUGGGGGGAAGGGGGUGCUGUUCAUCGUCCUCCCCCCUUUUUUCCCUCCCCUCCUCCGUUUUCUGCCCAUUGACUUUUGACAACCUCGAGGGGAGCGGGGGGGCGUCGGAUCUCCGCAUCGCGGUGGUGGUUCCCCCCUUUUUUUCCUGCCCCCACCCCACCCUUCCAGCCGUUCCCCCCCUUUUUUUGGAAGAUGUUACUCUCCAAGUUCGGAUCCCUCGCUCAUCUCUGCAACCCAACCAGCAUGGACCACUUGCCCGUCAAGAUCCUCCAACCAGGUAAACAACCCGUGACAUUUGCUUCUCUCCCUUUUUCCCGGGGGGGGGGGUCGGUUUUAUUUUUAUUUUUUCUUCUGCGCGGGAAGAGAGAGAGAGAAAUGUAUGUGCUCUGUAAGCCUUCUGCGUCGCUGGGGCUGCGGCAGCUUUUCUGACCAGGAUCUCGGCAGUGGGGCUAGAUUUUCAGCUGUUUUGCGGGUGUAGAAACGUUCUCGCGGCUGGGUUUUAUGUGGUUUUUAUUUCACCCCACCCCACGUCGGGGGAUUGGGUUGGGGGCAUCCUUACCUAUCAACAUGGCUGGGAGCGGUGGCGUUUGGGGAUAAUUCCUCCCGAGAAUGCGAGAGGCGAAGGACACGUGAAACCCCUUCCCCACGUCAAACGGGCUUGUUUGCAACUGGCUUUCCUCCCUGCUGGAGUUUGUGGUUUGGGUGAUUUCCACUUGCGACCUUUCCGUGGGUGGCUCUUGUUUCGAGGACGGUUUCGGUGUGUUGUGUGUGUGUGUUUUUUCUCCCUGGAGUGAGAUGGCUCCCCUUCUCCCUAAGGUGCGCUCGGUGAUACAUCUAGACGUUGUCGCCCCCUUUCUAACCCCCCUUCUUGUUUCCUUCCCGCCUUUUAGUGAAAGUGGAGAAGGAGCCGUUCGAUAAGAUCUAUCAAGUGGGCUCCGUCUUGGGCAGCGGGGGAUUUGGCACCGUCUAUGCCGGGAACCGCAUCUCCGAUGGCUUGCCGGUAAGACGAGACUCCCGACCACGAGGCUUUUGUUGCUGCUUCCACCCCCGCAGCCCCCCCUCCCACCGUGCGUGGCUGGAAAUCCCGGCCACGGCCCCCCCCAGAGCGAGGCGAUGUCCCGUGCCACCCGACCGCCCCCCUAACCCCCUCUUUUUCUCCUCGCCCCCAGGUUGCCGUCAAACACGUCGUGAGGGAGAGGGUGACGGAAUGGGGCACGAUUGUAAGUAUCCCGAAUCACAAAAAAAAACCUUGUGCUAUCCCUUGCUCUGCUUUCCCCCCCCCUCUGCCCCCCUCAACUGCAUUUAUCAUGGAGGGCUAGCUAUUGUUUUGUGGGGGUCCCCUUUCCCCUCCCUCCAGGCUGCUGCUGCCGCCGCCACCAUCUCCUCCUCUCCGGCCUCUGUUAUUGUUUACGUUUUUUUCCGGGGAGGGGGGAGAUUUGGCGGGGUUUCUCCUCUUCCUCCCGCCCUCCCCUUUUGACUGCGGCAGGAGAGAGAGCAGUCUUUGGGCUUCCCCUUCGCUCCAGCCUCCCUGCUCUGCUGGAGUUUCCAUUUGCAGGAAGCCCCGCGAUUGGUUUUUUCAGAUGGCCAAGAAAGGGGGGGUUUCCCUUCCUUCCCCGCCUCCCCGUCUUGAUAUUCCGAAAGCUUCAUCAUGUCUUCCUUUUUUCCCCCUCUCUCCCUCUUCCCUCCUCCUGCCGCUGCUUUCAGGGUGGAGUUAUGGUACCCUUAGAGAUCGUUCUGCUCAAGAAAGUGGGGUCCGGGUUCCGCGGGGUCAUCAAGCUACUGGACUGGUACGAGAGGCCCGACGGCUAUUUGAUCAUCAUGGAACGGCCCGAAUUGGUGAAGGACCUCUUUGACUUCAUCACCGAGAAGGGAGCCCUGGACGAGGAGACGGCCAGGGGCUUCUUCCGACAGGUCCUGGAGGCCGUUCGCCAUUGCUACAGCUGCGGCGUGGUCCACAGAGACAUCAAGGAUGAGAACCUCUUGGUGGAUCUGAGGACAGGGGAGCUGAAGCUCAUCGAUUUCGGCUCCGGAGCCCUCCUCAAGGACACCGUCUACACGGAUUUCGAUGGUAGGCUCCCCCUCCCAACCAGAACCUCUCAAUCUCUCUCAAUUUCCUUCUCUCUCCCUCCUCUCUCUUAGUCACAUUUUUGCCACCUACCACCAACGAGAUAUUUCUGCUGUAGCAGCCAGUAACAGAUCUGGCAAUUAAAUCCUUCGCUCCAGUGGCGGCUUGUGGGGGGGCGUCGAGUUGCGUAGGAAGAGAAGCGAUUCCAGGCUGUGACGCACCACUUUAUAUAUAAUUAUAUUUUUCCCUGCCUUCGGAAGGAUAAAAAAGGCAUUUUCCUAGAGGGCGGCGUGUUUACGGUUGACUCAGGUGUUGCCUCUGCCAACCUUUCCAUCUGUGACCCUCUUGGGUUUAUAUAUCCCCCCCCCCUUCCAAACCCACCCACCCUUCCCCAUUCCUCUUUCCCAGACGAUGCUUUAGAAAAACCCUGCAUUGCAGAUUUGAGGAGGAGAGAGGGAGUUAUCCCUCCCUUCUUUCAAGUUAAAAGGAGACCGGGCUUCUCAAACUUACUGUUGCUGUUUUUCCCUUAUGGGUGGGGAAAGGGGUUUUGUUUUUUCCCCUCCUCCCUGGGGCGAAAGGGAGAGAGAUAUCAAUGGGGGGCUCCUUCCCUGCCCGCCUCUCUCUCUAGUCAGCUGCAGCAUUUAGCAUCUGUUUGUUGUGAAACCGGAGCCUCGUGGCCAUGUGACCUUCAUCAUCACGAAUGGAGGUUUUUUUUUUUAUUUGGUAUCCAAGUAACAGCUCAGAGCAGAGGGAGGGCAGUUGCUAGCAACCUCUUACGCAGAGAGGCAGAUUUCUCUGCUCCUUAAAAAAAAGAAUUAUCCUCAUUGAUUUAUUUUCACAAGGAAUGUGGCCGGUUUGAACGGGCUUUCGGAACCGAUCAAAGCCGAUUAGCUAUAUAUAGCAAGCGAGACCCAAGUUUCACCUUUUUUUCCCUCUGUUUCCCUUCCCUCCCCUUUCCCUUCUCUCCCUUUGUCCUUUGUGUCUAUUUUUGGUGCGGUACCGCAGACGCCACGUGCUCUGGGAAAGCGAGCUUUAUGUUAGUAAACAGUCAGCUGAUGGAGAUCUGCGCUAUCCGCUGUGAGGGAAUAGAACCACCUCGGGGGCCAGAUUAAAAUGUGACCUAAUACUAGGCAUGAUAUAAGCUCUAGAAUUUUCCAGCCUACGUGUGGCGUGCGUGGUGUGGAUUUUAAAACAAAAACGGGGCUCGUUUUUAAAAAUAUACGCACAUGCGCCCAGGUUGUUGCAUGAUCUCGACGGAAAGUUCAGCCAACGUAAAACAAAUCUCGCCAUCUUUUAUCACAGGGACACGAGUAUACAGCCCUCCGGAAUGGAUCCGGUACCACCGGUACCAUGGGAGAUCCGCCACUGUGUGGUCUUUGGGCGUCCUCCUAUACGAUAUGGUCUGCGGCGACAUCCCCUUCGAGCAAGACGAAGAAAUCUUGAGGGGAAGGCUAUACUUCAGGAGAAGAAUUUCGCCUGGUAAGUGAGGUGUCGGAGUAACGCCCCCCCCCCCCCGGGCAGUCGAAAUCACAAAAUUAUCUCCCAAUACGUUUUUAAUUUUACAGGCAAACCGUUUUAACUAGCCAAUUUUAUCACUAGCCAAAACAGACGUUAACCAUUGAUCACGUUGUCAACCGAGAUUAAAUCAAUAUUGUUUUGAUCUGUUAUCAUGGGGCCCCUAAAAGGCAUGGGGGGGCCCCUCUCCCAUAGGCCAUUGCGAAUUCUUGGCCUUUUUGUAAUCUGAAAACAACCGCAUGGGACCUUAACCCCUUUCUCCUCCUCAUUCGCCUUCCUUUUUUGCAUUUCAGAAUGUCAACAGCUGAUCAAAUGGUGCCUUUCGCUGAGGCCUUCGGACCGGCCGACCCUCGACCAGAUCUUUGACCACCCCUGGAUGCACAAGUCGGACGUCGCCAAGUCAGAGGAUUGCGACAUCCGGCUACGGACCAUUGACACGGAUGUUUCCAGCACAAGUUCGAGCAACGAGAGCCUGUGAAAUUGCUGAGGACCUUGCAGCGGGAGGGGCGGAGCCACGAGAGGGGCGGGGCGGGAGGGGAGGAGACCAGAGUGCUGCUACUGCUGCUGCCAUAUGUAGGAGGGGCUAGGGGGGGGGAAAUUGCAUUCAUUAUCCUGUAGUCUGAAUCUUUGUCGGAGGGACUUGAUUUUUUUAUUCCCCCCCCCCCUUUUUGCCGGUUUCUGCUUUGGAACGAGAAAUUUCCUUUGGAAACGCUGUUGUUUGGGAGUUUGUGGGGCCAGUACUUAGUCAAAGACUGCCCCCUUUUAAUUUUUUUUCCUUAAGGCAAAAGCAGUGACCUCUUUAAAAUAACACGGUGAAAACCUUUUUGCUCUCAUAGAGCCUGGACUAUAUUUUAUUUGCUUUUUUGAGUGCCUUUUUGAAAGCUGCUUCAGUGGGACUUUCUUUUUUGAGCUGUGUAUGUCCAAAGAGGACCCCGCGCAUGAUAGGAUCCUGUUCCCUCGAGCCCCGCUGCAAAAGGUGCUUGCGGAGAGCAACUUCUAUGAUGCCCUGGGAAAACAUGUUCAGUGAUUGAAUGAAGUAGUCCCGUCCUCUGGCGAUGGAAUACUUGAACACAGACAUUUCACUCCUUCCCGGUCCCCUGUCCCCCGCGCCCCACGCUUUUCCCCAUUCCCCCGACUCCCCCCUCCAAGACGACCUCUGCUGCUCCCCACUCUGUUUCCAAUAGGCUGCACAUGUUCUCAGCUGUUUUAUCAGGAACACUCACUCAAAACUUCAUUUCAUCAUCUCUUCCACUGGGCACAAACACACACAAAAAGGCCCCUUCUCAACUCCCCCCAACCUGCAAGUCUUAAAAAAAAAAAAAAAUGUAUGUAUGGGCAUGUUAAAUGCACAAUCAAUGCAAUAUUCAAGGACUUUGUGUGUGUGUUUUUUUUCCAUACCUGUAUAAUGUGUUUCUGUAAAUUUUUGUUCCUCCUCCCUCCUCCCCAUGUAUUAUACAGUUUUAUUUAUUGUCUGGAGUUUAGAAGACCUCUCACAGUCUCAAUCUGUGACUAUAUUUAUUUUAGCUAAUUUAUUUGUGUAGAAUUAUUCCAACACUGUGCUUUUUAUCUCUCUUGCUCCUGUGACAGGAGUGGUUGGUCCACAACUAGUUUUUUGCAUUCCUCUCUUGUCUCUUUCUCCAUUUUUUGUGUGUUUUUUUGUUUCAAGAAGAAGAAGAAGAAGAAUUAAAAAGUCUGACCAUACCUGUUUUUUGGGUUUUUUGUUUUUUUUCAUUUCGGGUUGGAAGAUGGAAAAUUGUACAAAGUCUAAUUUAAGGGAACUAGAGUGACUUUAAAAGUUAGUCAGUAUGCCUUUUUGUCUGGUAUUAUUUACAUACCAGAACUGUAAAGUAAUGCUGUUUGGAAGGGUUUUAAAUUAUUGACAUUAUACAGUCUUUGUGCAUUGGCUCUGGAAGGAAGCGUGGCAGAGUCAUAAACCUUAAUUUAUUUUAAUAGCCGUGUGUUCUGUGAUCUGGUUGCAUUUAUGCAGCUUGGAUAUGAAUUUUCUCUCUCUCUCUUCUGUUUAACAGUGUGAAAUGUAUGGAGAUCAUAUUUUUUUAUACAGGUAUUUCAAUUAAACUUUUUUGUAGAUAA
Molecule: messenger RNA, 6364 nt
Organism: Podarcis lilfordi (Lilford's wall lizard)
Lineage: Eukaryota; Metazoa; Chordata; Lepidosauria; Squamata; Lacertidae
Source: the annotation of a GenBank genome assembly